AUGGAGAAGAUCCUGCUUGGUGUCUUGUAUGUCUCAGGCUGGCUCAUCCUCUGUAAGUGCCAUCAGUACCACUUUGUCAGUCAACCUUUGACUUGGCAUGAAGCUGCUCGUUACUGCAGUACUCAAUACACAGGACUGGCUGUUACUGAAGACAUGAAUGAAAUGAACCAACUUAAAAAGAAAGUUUCAUCUGCUGGUUACAAGUCUGCAGUCUGGAUUAAUCUGCACACCCGUAUCCGCUACUAUAAAAAAUACUACAGAGAGGAGUACUUCAUCAAGGAAGACCAGAAAAUAGAAAUGGCACCUUUCUUUGUUCGUUUUUUCUGUCGAAGCAUUUCAUUGAAUGGAGUAAGGUGGAAUAACAAUUGCUCAGUGGAACAUCCAUUCAUCUGUUAUAAUGGUACAAACCCCCUGGGUCCUGAAUAUGUUUUUGUGAAUGAAAGCAUGGACUUUUUCAGAGCUUUGAAGUAUUGCAGAGAGAAUUUCACCGAACUAACUCGCACAUGGAACAAAGAUGUGCAGUCAUUGUUGCCCAAUGGAACUGAAGCAUGGGUUGACACGAUUGGAUUUGUGCACAAUCACUGGAUAAUAAACCUGAAGUUGAAAAUAGACGGCGCCUCCCUGAAUGUGAAGGACUCAGCUGUGAAAGCAGACCUUUUGAAAAAGCUGCAGGACAAACUGAAUGAGACUGGAGUGAGUGGAGUCACUCUGAAGUGGAGAGAGCAGCCUGAUGGAGAAGUCUUCCACAAAGAAGGGAGAAAUUCACAGAAGGAAGAAAAAAAAAGAACUGAACUGUGA
Neolamprologus brichardi is the source of this 798-nucleotide messenger RNA. NCBI's taxonomy places the organism in Eukaryota, Metazoa, Chordata, Actinopteri, Cichliformes, Cichlidae. The record is from RefSeq and is a predicted model, not a curated record.